Messenger RNA from Aspergillus pseudotamarii, 3003 nucleotides. RefSeq names its product formin-mediated actin nucleation enhancer. Bases 1 to 3003 code for a protein of 1000 amino acids. The record is from RefSeq and is a predicted model, not a curated record. Gene Ontology annotation, molecular function: cytoskeletal regulatory protein binding. The transcript has 2 exons. NCBI's taxonomy places the organism in Eukaryota, Fungi, Ascomycota, Eurotiomycetes, Eurotiales, Aspergillaceae. Gene Ontology annotation, cellular component: cytoplasm; cell tip. Gene Ontology annotation, biological process: establishment of cell polarity.
AUGACUUCACAGUCCUCCGCGCCACGCAGUUCGUCCAGCUCUGGGCGAUCACAAUCAAGAAGUUCCGUGCCUGAUAAGCAGAUCUCACAAAUUGAAAAGAGCGUCACGCAUCUCCUGAUAGCCACGAAGCAACUGUUAGAAGCCCUGACCGAAUGGUCCCGGAAACAAGCUUCGGAGAACGAGGUAUCCGAUGUCUACGUGCGGCUAGGUUAUGAGUUCAACCUUGCCUGUCGCGCAUUCAAUGCGAUCGGGGUCGACACCUCGGACUUGGGCCCGGUGCCAGACCUUCUCCGGACAAUUCUUGAAGACACCCUUAGCCAGGAUGCCUCCCCGCAGAGCCUCGACCGCUAUCUCCCGCGCAUUCGUGACAUCAUCAUCAACCUUCUUCACGGGCUCAAGAAGAAGCAGGCCCGCUUACGUUCGCGGCAACAGCGAGAGGAAAGUCGGUCAUUACCUGGCCGGCAUGCAAGCGCUGGGAGUGUGACGAGUGGACAGGCGGCGAUGAACCAGGCGUACGAGGAAACAGUUUCCACCGUGUCAUCACCGAAACGAUCAGGUCGUCGUUAUGGAAGUAAUGGCUCUUUGGAAGACCCACCUAGUACGUCACGGACCUCACCAGUGCCGGGUGACACGCGAGGGGGGACCUUCUCAGAACGAGAAGCAUCACGACGAGAGGCACAGAAUAUUCUAUCUCGGUCCUCCCAACCUGAAAGCGACUCUACUCCCAAGGCACCUGCGUCAUCCGUCAAUCCGUCAGACUAUCCCACCCCUCCACCACCGCCUCCGAAGCAAGAUGACGCCAUUGGUGCGCUGCAGAGAAGUGGUGAGCUUGAGAGACGCGCCUCACGAAGGUUCUCCGCGUAUCAGAUACAAAAGCACCUGGGGGCUUCUUCCAGCGGUGUCCCUGUUCUACCGACGCAGCACUCCCCUUUGCCAAAUCGUGGUCGCGACGUUCGUGAAUCGCUGAAUGCUGUUCGUUUACGAGGUUCUUACGCCCACGGCCGACAGCGAUCACAAACAAACCGAUCGCAGGAAACCCCGACGACCAAAACUGCACCGGUGCAGGCACCUCCGAAUGUUCCGAGCAUUGAAGAAGAACGUACUAAGUCACGGGGCGAGGCUUCGGCGUCUGUCUCUGCAAGAGAUUCUCCUACCCCACAAGACAAAGUCCAAAAACGGCCAGACACGGAGACGAUUGAUCUACCUCGCUCUCAGGAGGAGCCCUCCCUUGCUGAUGCAUUUCAACCAGCCAAGGAGAGCAUCCCCGACGCUGUUGCCUCUCCAACAACACCUAAAUCGGAACGUCGGCAGCCACAGUCCGUGUCCACCCCUCCCCAGAGCACUCCAUUUACUGCCGAACAGCCAUCUCCCGGGAAGGAGCUCACCCUGUUCCUACAGUAUAAAAGCAAGAUCAAGAAAUAUGUGCUGCCAGAAGGUUUCACCGGUCUGACGAUUGGAAGGCUCCAGCUGGCUUUCAUCGAGAAAUUCGCCUGGAACACUCACAAUAAUGGGGCUGACUUGCCAGAGAUCUAUAUCCAGGAUCCCGUCUCGGGCGUCCGCCACGAGCUGGAGGAUUUGAACGAUGUGAAGGAUCGAUCAGUCCUGGUGUUAAAUGUCGAUAUUCUUGAUGAGGUGAAGAAGCAUUUUGACGAUGAGUUUGGUGGUGUCCGCCGGUUGAUUGAAGGCGUCAAGGAUGCUUUGACCGGCCAAGAGAGUGUGAUGCAGCGUGUGUCCGACCGCCAGCUCGAAGCGGCCAAGGAAAUGGCUCGUCUAGCUGCGGCACCUCCGGUAUCUGUUUCUAGUGCAAAAUCGGGGGGACCUUCUAAAGGUUCAAUUGCAGGCAGCGACAGCCAACUUGCAGAACUCCAGAGCCUCAGGCGUGAUAUUGCCGUGCUGCGACAAACUUACUCCAACUUUCAGUCGGAUAUCGCAAGUUCGAUGAACGCGAUCCGUACCAAGGCCAGCGGUGUGAAAUCUGCUGCCACGGAAGUAUCUUUACCUUCUUUCGAAGGUGAUGCAGGACGUGCACGCGUCAAUUCGGGAAAGAAGGAACUUGGUGAAGAAUCGGAACGCCUUGUCGCACGUGUGGAUGACCUUCAGGAUCUGGUGGAGGACCUGCGCAAAGAUGUGGUGACUCGUGGAGUGCGGCCGCUGCCGCGCCAAUUGGAAAGUGUCGGCAAGGAUAUCAGUGCUGUGACGAAGGAGAUUAAAAAGAUGCAGGAAUUCCUCAAGCGAGAGAAACCCAUCUGGACCAAAAUUUGGGAGAAAGAGCUACAACUCGUAUGCGAGGAACGUGACCAACUCACUAUGCAAGAAGACCUUGCAGCCGACCUGCAGGAUGAUGUGGAAAAGGCCGCCCAGACAUUCGCUCUUGUUGAGCAGGCUACCAAAGAACAAGCAAUGCAGAACAACCCCAGUAACGGGGUCACUCUCCGAACUACAUCUCGUAAUGUGGUCAUCGACCCUGCAGUGGAUCCGAUGAAAGCGAAAGACAGCGUCCUAGGCGAAGUUCGUGCGCUGCAACCGAAUCAUGAAUCACGCCUUGAGGCGAUUGAAAGAGCAGAGAAAGCACGACAGAAAGAACUAGAGAAUCGCCGGAUCGGCCUCUUCCAAAAGGAACUAGGAGCAUUUGUGGAAGAGGGUAAGCUGAAAAAGAGUGGUGGGGUGGAAGAGGCCGAACGGCUUCGUCGGGCCAAAGAUGAUCGCAUCCGCAAGGAGGUGUGGGAGAGACAACAAGCUCGAGCAGCAGAGAUGGAGAAAGCAGAGGCGGAAGCAGCAGCUGCACAAGCCGAACAAGCUUCUCAGGCAGAUGCUAACCCAACAGAUGAUGCUGAAGCAAAGGUUGAGGAUGGCGCAUCAGAUACUGGAGAAGAAAGGGAAGCAUCGUCCCCUAAGGGAAAGGAGCCUAUCUCUGAAGAAGUCGAGGAAACUGAGAAUAAAAAGGAGGAGAGCGAGCCGGCAAAGAAUGAUGAAGACAAACCGACUCAGCCGGAGACUUCAUGA